This is a messenger RNA of Lagopus leucura (white-tailed ptarmigan), 2173 nucleotides long. RefSeq names its product toll like receptor 2 (gene TLR2). The transcript is spliced from 3 exons. Lineage: Eukaryota; Metazoa; Chordata; Aves; Galliformes; Phasianidae. The record is from RefSeq and is a predicted model, not a curated record. Gene Ontology annotation, biological process: immune response; inflammatory response; toll-like receptor signaling pathway. Bases 596 to 2173 code for a protein of 525 amino acids. Gene Ontology annotation, cellular component: membrane. Gene Ontology annotation, molecular function: transmembrane signaling receptor activity; triacyl lipopeptide binding; protein binding.
AAGAAAGGAUGAUGAAUGUUUCUCCAGUACUCUUCUUGACUAAACAGCUUGACUCCAACUUACAUGUGUUGCAAGAUACAGAUAAUUUACAGAGCCCAAACAAGCUGAGGUCUCAAUACAGUUAACAACUCCUCAAUGCAUACCAAGCAAUAAAUAUCAAAAGUAGAAAGACGGGAGCAGAACACUGUUCUUCCUCAAAACUAUUUCUGCACCUAAUGCUGCAGGAAGUGAUUGGGAAAGAAUGACUUGUUCAAAAUAGUUGUAUCAGCCUUCCCAGUGAUGAGAACUGACUGUCAGGAGGAGAGGAAUCUGCUUCUUUCAACUUGCAGGGAAGAAGGUGCACAAAGAAAUGGUUUUCAUUUCUGUGUCCCCAUUCAGCAGCAGCGCUAGAAGUAACGGAAAGCAGAGUCUGAAGGGCAGUGUCAUGCAUGGUGGGCAAUCCUGAGCUCUUUAGGAGCCGUGGAUUAGUUAGAGGGCAUUGGAAAGCUGUCAGCACUAACUUUUCUCCAAGGUGCGCAGGCGGGAAUAUUUUGUAGCUCCAGACCUUCCAUAGGAUUUGCAGCUUUUGUUGUAAUUGCAGAUAUGAGAUGACUACAUGAACCAUACAAGAUUGGUAUAUGAAGAAAGAGAAGUUCAAUGCUCAGUACACAAGGCCAAAAUGUUCAACCAAAGUAAACAGAAACCAGCAACUAAGCUGAUGUGGCAAGUGUGGGUGAUCUACAUAGCCUUGGCUGCACUCCUCCCUGAAGAACAAGCCCUGGGACAGGCCUGUCUUUCUUGCGAUGCCACUCAGUCUUGCAACUGCUCUUCCAUGGGUUUGGACUUCAUUCCCUCGGGGCUCACGGGCAAAAUCACGGCGUUAAACCUGGCCCACAACAGGAUAAAGCUGAUCCGGGCACAUGAUCUGCAGCAGGCUGUGAACCUGAGAGCCCUGCUGCUGCAGUCCAACCAAAUCAGCUCCAUAGACGAGGACUCGUUUGCCUCCCAGGGGAAACUGGAGCUCUUGGACUUGUCAAAUAACAGCCUGGCUCACUUGUCCCCGGUGUGGUUUGGGCCCCUUUUCUCGCUCCAGCACCUCCGCAUUCAAGGCAAUUCCUACAGCGACCUGGGAGGAAGUUCCCCCUUUUCCAGCCUGAGAAACUUGAACUCCCUCCACCUGGGCAACCCACACUUCUCCAUCAUCAGGCAAGGAAACUUUGAGGGCAUUCCGUUUCUCAACACGCUGAAGAUUGACGGUGGCAAUCUCAGUCAGUACGAACCUGGAAGUCUGAAAUCGAUUAGGAAGAUAAAUCACAUGAUCAUAAGCGUGCGAAGGAUUGAUGUAUUCUCAGCAGUCAUCAGGGACCUUCUGCACUCUGCCAUUUGGUUAGAAGUUAGAGAGAUCAAAUUAGAUAUUGAAAAUGAAAAACUGAUUCAGAACUCUACUCUUCCUUCGACUAUACAAAAACUCACAUUUACUGGUGCUUCAUUCACAGAUCAAUACAUUAGCCGAAUAGCAGUGUUAUUGAAGGAAAUCACAUCUUUGAGAGAGUUAGAAGCAAUAGAUUGUGUGCUUGAGGGGAAAGGAGAAUGGGAUACAAAAGAAAUUGCAAGUAGUGGGCAAAGUUCUGUUGAAACAGUAUCAGUAACAAAUAUGACUAUUCUGGAUUUUUAUUUGUUCUUUGAUCUGGAAGGUAUAGAGACACAAGUAGAUAAACUGAAAAGACUCAGCAUUGCAAGUUCUAAAGUCUUCAUGGUGCCAUGCAGACUGGCAAGAUAUUUUUCAUCACUUUUGUAUCUUGAUUUCCAUGAUAAUUUGCUUGUAAAUAAUCGCUUAGUUGAGACAAUCUGUAAAGGUUCAUGGCCUUCAUUACAAACUCUAAAUCUAAGUAAAAAUUCUCUGAAAUCACUAGAGCAGGCUGCAAAACAUAUAAGUAAUCUACACAAACUGAUUAAUCUUGAUAUUAGCGAAAACAAUUUUGGUGAGAUUCCAGAUGUGUGUGAAUGGCCUUCUUUGCAAGUGGUAUCCAAAAUGAUGAUCCCUAGUACUCACACCAAUGGUGGAAGCUGUGCGGAUAAAAGAGAUCUCUGCAAAAUCGCUGUGCAUCGCUCCAUUGUACAGUCCCUAAAAAAGCAGUGUCGCAUCAAAAUCCAUGGAGCUGUCAAUCUUGACCCUAUCACAAAGCCACAGUGA